Messenger RNA from Exophiala dermatitidis NIH/UT8656, 198 nucleotides. RefSeq lists its product as uncharacterized. The record is from RefSeq and is a predicted model, not a curated record. The transcript has a single exon. NCBI's taxonomy places the organism in Eukaryota, Fungi, Ascomycota, Eurotiomycetes, Chaetothyriales, Herpotrichiellaceae. The coding region runs from base 1 to 198 and encodes 65 amino acids.
AUGGAACAAAUUCAGCGCAAUCUCGGAUACCGACCACCGAGCUAUGACUCUGAAAACGGAAUGACGGAAGUCAUCGAAGCGCAAACCAGAGAUGUUGAUGCUGCAUUAGAGGGUAUUCAUCCCCUGGAACGGGAGCGGAUGCGCACUUUGGCGGCCGAGGCACUCGAAGGACGUGGUGAACAUCAUUCUCAGAACUGA